AUGGUGGGUGAUUGCAUGGAUUGCAAAGAAAGAGAAGAAAAUAUGUAUUGGUCUCACUUCCAGACUGUUCAAUUCUGUCAAUUCCUUUCUGGGAGAUUUGAUCAGCAACUUGCCAUUCCGAAAAAGUUUGCGGACAAUCUUAGACACAAAAUGGCAGGCUCUGUAAUUUUGAACGGUCCAAGCGGCCAUACGUGGAAAGUGGAACUGGUGAUGAAUGGGGAUACAUUGCUUCUCAAGACCGGUUGGAAAUCAUUCGUCGAGGACCACUCGCUAAAGGAAAACGAUAUAUUGAUCUUCAAAUACAGUGGGAACUCAAGUUUCCAGGUCUUGAUGUUCGACCAGGAGAGCCUGUGUGAGAAAGCUUCCUCUUACUUUGUCAAAAAGUGUGAACACACCGCACAAAGUAUACAAGGGAGCAUGCCAAAGAGAGGCUUCGAGAAGGAAAGGUCCGAAGACAGCGUGGAGUCUUUGGAUGAAGAUGACGUGUCUAGUGACCGUAUAGUGAGAAGGCGAAAGGUGAAUGAAGCUUCUAGAACAACUCGAUCUACUCCGAAGGGUCGAAAGCGUGGGAAGAGAAGUAAACAAGUUUCGAGCAGUGGGUACAGGUUGCAGUUGAAAUCUCGUAGACGGGAGGUGACAGAAUAUGAGAAAAGCCGAGCACAGCAAAUGGCGGUGGCUGCUGCCUCAUCUGACAACAGUUUCGUGGUGGUCAUGCGGGCAUCGCAUGUAUACAAGGGGUUCUUUAUGUCGAUCCCUGCGGACUGGGCAAAGGCCCAUCUACCAAAGAAAAGCCUCGAUGUAAAGCUCCGGGUGAGUGACAAGAACAUGUGGGUAGCUAAAUACAACUACAAAGGUUACGGUGGUGGGCUCUGUAAUGGUUGGAGGAAGUUUGUGGUGGACAAUUUCUUGGAAGAAUUUGAUGUGUGCGUAUUUGACCUGGCAAGUGGAUCACACGACAUGUGCACGCUUGACGUAAAGAUCUUCCGUGUGGUUGAGGAGGUCAUUCCUCCGGCUCCUGUGUCCCGGCCCGAUAGGAUAAUUGGGCUGCUCGGGAGACUUAGUGAGAUGUCGAGCUAG
Striga hermonthica is the source of this 1077-nucleotide messenger RNA. The record is from the annotation of a GenBank genome assembly. Lineage: Eukaryota; Viridiplantae; Streptophyta; Magnoliopsida; Lamiales; Orobanchaceae.